This is a messenger RNA of Vespa crabro (European hornet), 1103 nucleotides long. RefSeq names its product transmembrane protein 267. NCBI's taxonomy places the organism in Eukaryota, Metazoa, Arthropoda, Insecta, Hymenoptera, Vespidae. The coding region runs from base 441 to 1064 and encodes 207 amino acids. The transcript is spliced from 2 exons. The record is from RefSeq and is a predicted model, not a curated record.
ACGUUGGAAAUAAUGCUUUAAAACGAGAACGUUUAGGAUGGACAAAAGUUCGCGAUGAAACGAUGAUACCAUUUGAUUGACAACGGAUCAACGUAAAAAAUAUAUAUGUGACAUUUAUUAGAAUGACUUUACUUUUUAUUUCCCGCAAAAAUAAGUGGAAACAUACUGCAAUUAAAGUUCCUGUAAUCAAAUGAAAUGAAGACCCUCUAUCAAUAAGUUUUUUUACUAUCUUUCUUACGAAGAUUUCUUUUUGUUAUAUUAUCAUAAUUGUCAGUUUAUUAUAUAAAAAAAUUAUAAAAUAAUUAAAAAUCGCUUCUCAACUAAUUCGUUGUUGUAAUUUUUAUAUAAUAAGUGAUUUUUUAUGUUAUAAAUUUUAUAAUGUCACUUUGUGACAGGUUAUAAUGGGUUAAACGUUUGUGAAUAAUUCCAUUGUAUUUAACAUGAUAGUACAUAGAAAAUGGAACUUAAUUUUGAAAUUAGGACUUACAAGUUUAAUAGGUAUAAGUUCGUUUAUGGGUGACAUGUCUUUGAAGUAUGCUCAAACUGCAGUGGCACGUGCAAUUUUAGAUAAUUUAACUCAUGCUAUUGUGGGUGGUUUAACAUGGACGUUAAUCAUAAUUUUAUCAAAGAAAUCUUUCGUACAAAACUUGCACGAUAUAUUCUUUUCAUUUGCCUUAUCUUCUUUCAUCGACGUAGAUCAUUUUUUAGCUGCGCGCAGUUGGAAGUUGAGUGAUGCCACGAAUUUAAACAAACGACCAUUCCUGCAUUGUACCACCAUUCCUAUUUUGUUAUGGCUCAUUCUAAUUUUGAGUUCGACGACUUUCAACUGUCCAUCAUUGAAUCAAUAUUCUUGGAUUGUGUCUGCAAGUUUUUUAAGUCAUCACAUUCGCGAUGCCACAAGAAGAGGUUUGUGGUUUUGUCCGUUUGGUUCUACGCAGCCUAUACCAUAUAAUUUAUACAUAAGUAUAAGUAUGGCAUUACCUUAUAUCUUGCAUUGGUUUAUGCAGUUUCGUAUAUUAUUACCAAAAGUUAGUGAAAACCUAACGGAUGUUAAUAUUGUAUAAAAAUAGUAUAAAUUUGAAAUAUAAUAUAAUAAGAUAUUA